ACAACUGACUUCGCACAUGAGCCUCCUAUCUCAAUCCCGUAGAAGCUUAGGUGAGACUCAGAGAGCAACCAAACCAAACCAAACCAAGCAGACUCAAUCUCUCUCUCUCUCUCUCUCUCUCUCUCUGACUGUCUGGUAGACCCUCCCGCUCAGCAGUUGUGUUUCUCACUCUCGGUUUUGCGCUUUUUUUAAUUUUUUUUUUUGGCUCUCUCACUUUUUCUCUCUCUGUGAACUAAGCUUCGCUGGGGAUAUCAAAGAGAUAUUUGACUUUUUAUUAAUUUUUUUUGUGAGAGCGAGAGAGGGUGUCGGAGGAGGGAGCUAGCUAGCUAGCUGUAGAGCAAUCAAGAAUGACGAGAAUGCCACUGAGCUUCACGUCCAUGGCGGACAUGGAAGCUCUGCUGGCUGGUUGGUGGGACGAUGUCAAUGGGUCCUCUCAGUGGCAAGACGGGAUCUUCUACACUCUCUGUGCUGCUUAUGCCCUUGUCUCCUCCAUCGCUUUGAUUCAAUUAAUAAGGAUUGAGUUGAGAGUGCCCGAAUAUGGUUGGACGACGCAGAAAGUUUUCCAUCUUAUGAACUUCAUUGUUAAUGGAGUACGUGCUAUUGUGUUUGGAUUUCACUCGCAAGUGUUUCUGUUGCGUCCAAGGGUUCUAUUUUUGGUGUUAUUGGAUCUUCCGGGCCUUCUAUUUUUCUCUACAUACACACUCCUUGUCCUUUUUUGGGCAGAGAUAUACCACCAGGCAAGAAGUUUACCGACCGAUAAGCUUAGAAUUGUUUAUAUUUCAGUUAAUGCUGGAAUAUAUUUAGUACAGGUUUGCAUCUGGGUAUACCUUUGGAUUGAUGACAACAGCAUUGUAGAAUUCAUUGGGAAAAUAUUUAUUGCAGUUGUGUCAAUCAUAGCCGCAUUAGGGUUCUUGCUGUAUGGUGGAAGAUUAUUUUUCAUGCUGAGACGCUUUCCUAUUGAAUCAAAAGGAAGAAGGAAGAAGCUUCAUGAGGUUGGAUCUGUUACAGCCAUAUGUUUCACCUGUUUUCUAAUAAGAUGCUUUGUGGUUCUUUUAUCUGCUUUUGAUACGGAUGCAUCACUUGAUGUUUUGUAUCAUCCUGUUUUGAACGUAAUCUACUACAUGCUGGUUGAGAUACUGCCUUCAGCUCUAGUCCUCUACAUACUGCGUAAGUUGCCUCCCAAGAGAAUAUCAGCGCAAUAUCACCCUAUCCGUUAACCAUGGAGCAUCUUGGAUCUCAGUUUUCUUUUUUCUCCAUCGAAAAUGAUUUUCUUAGUCUGGGAGUUAGAUCCUACAGGAGUUGAGCAGGAGAGCCAAGAACAAGAAAAUCCAGAUGUAGUAUUCUGGUAUGGCUCAUUAAGCCGGCAAUUCUUUUUUGUCAUGUAUAUUACACGUAUAUUUGCAGCUUGCUAAAGGGAAGAAUUUGAAUUCAUUUCUUCAAUUCUUCUUGGGUUAUGACCACUGGUUGUGAUCUUGGUCAGCAUAUGGGAAAAGGAAAGAGUUUUUUUUUUUUGGUUGUAAUUUAAUGUUGUAGGUCUCACUUUAGACUGUUGUUAGUGUUUAAAAAUCAUGGUGUGUCGAACAGUUAUUGAAACUAUAUAUUUAUUUUUCCCCAUAAAUUAACAUGCCAUAUGAUGUUUCUAGUUUGCUUUUAUAGGUGUUUAGUGGUAUUCAUUGUAAAGGUUAAGAAUGAAUGUACUUUAUAUUUUGUUUAAAUUA
Quercus lobata is the source of this 1718-nucleotide messenger RNA. Its product is annotated as tobamovirus multiplication protein 1-like. The coding region runs from base 348 to 1217 and encodes 289 amino acids. Gene Ontology annotation, cellular component: plant-type vacuole membrane. The record is from RefSeq and is a predicted model, not a curated record. NCBI's taxonomy places the organism in Eukaryota, Viridiplantae, Streptophyta, Magnoliopsida, Fagales, Fagaceae. The transcript is spliced from 11 exons.